AUGGGACAAAACGUUUUUCCAUUGCUGUGCUAUCGUUGCCCGCCGUUAUUCGUGGCCGUCGCUCUGUUAUGCUCCGUAUCGGCGUCACAGAACCACCGCGUCGGAAGAUCCAUCAUCCAAGUGCCCAUUAGAGAUCAGUGCCAGUGUCCAUCUGGCAGUAUUGCAUACGACGGACAGUGUAGGCCCUUGUUUCCCGAUUGGGGGGACUACGACCUAACGUCCACCCAACGGCAAAACAACGCCAACGCCGUGGCCGUCAUGGAAGCUGCUCAAGCUGUAUCGGCGGCCACUAACCCCGGCGGGAGCGGCCAUCCGUACGGCAGUCAGACUGACCAAGACGCUGUGAACACCUUUCUGUAUGCCAUUUUAGCAGAUCUCCGAGAGCCCAGGAAAAUAUCAACAGAAGAUAAGAUUUCAACAAACUUUGUUCAUUCUUGUAUCUAUAGUCAUUAUAGUUAUUAA
This is a messenger RNA of Adelges cooleyi (spruce gall adelgid), 462 nucleotides long. RefSeq lists its product as uncharacterized. The transcript is spliced from 2 exons. The record is from RefSeq and is a predicted model, not a curated record. Lineage: Eukaryota; Metazoa; Arthropoda; Insecta; Hemiptera; Adelgidae. Bases 1 to 462 code for a protein of 153 amino acids.